Habropoda laboriosa is the source of this 1494-nucleotide messenger RNA. RefSeq names its product ADP-dependent glucokinase. Lineage: Eukaryota; Metazoa; Arthropoda; Insecta; Hymenoptera; Apidae. Gene Ontology annotation, cellular component: endoplasmic reticulum. The transcript has 5 exons. Gene Ontology annotation, biological process: glucose metabolic process. Gene Ontology annotation, molecular function: ADP-specific glucokinase activity. The record is from RefSeq and is a predicted model, not a curated record. The coding region runs from base 1 to 1449 and encodes 482 amino acids.
AUGGGUUACAACAGGAGUUUAAAAUUCGGUACAGCACUUACAGUACUGAUAGUUUUAGUCGCGAUUUAUUAUAGAAAUUCGGAAAACGUUCUACAGAAACGUUUGCAAGCAUUGGUUUAUGGGUUGGAGAAACUUGAAAACAAACACGUGAUCACUUCACGUCCAAAAGUUGCGAUAGGUUAUGGUGUAUGUACUGACGUAUACGUCAAUGCAAAAGAGUUAUUAAACUACUCCGAAAAUGUCGGACGACCUCAGCACUUCGAUGAGAUUAAUACAGAACUAGAACUAUUAAAAAGUUUCGCUUACUAUUUUCGUCAUGGAGCUGCUGCAGAGAGAUACAUGGCUAAUAGAACAUUAUUUGAUCAGCUUGUUGCCAAAGCUCGUUCAUUUUCAUCAUCAUACUCCACAAUUGGUGGUAAUGCUGCAAUUAUGGCAUUAAGAUUUGCAAAAGAGGGAUGUGAUGUAACACUUGCUGCUAAGUUGACAAGAUCUCUGCAUCAAAUGAUGCCACAAGUUAUUAAUAUUGUUGGUGGUGAAGCAAAAAGGGAUGAUAUUCAUUUAGUGAUAGAAUACAAGCAUGGAGAUGUUUGGGGUCCAUAUUCCAGUGCUAGAGCAAAUAGGUAUAUAGUUCAUAAUGAUGCCAAUAAUCCUAGGAUCAAUUCUUUUGAAGCAUUGGAUCAGCUUCUGUCAACAUAUGAGCCUAAUUUACUUGUUGUUAGUGGACUACAAAUGAUGGAUAAUUAUCCAUUUCCAAGUGGUGAAAGACAGAAUCUUUUACUCAAAAUAAAAAAACAAAUGAUGGAUAGAUCUACAUCUACUAAAAUUCACUUUGAAAUGGCUUCGUUCGCGGAAGAUAAAUUACUCUUCGAGUUAUGCGAUUCGGUUAUACCGUUUGCCGACAGUUUAGGAAUGAACGAACAAGAAAUAGCCAAUUUGCAUAACGCGAUGUAUUACGGAAAUAUUUCAUUAGUAGCGAAUUCCACACCGCGCAUAGCAACGGUUUUAGACCAAAUGCGGACGUUGUUUAAACUCAUACGUAUAAGGAGUAAAACUAUCGAAAAUUCUCGGGAACUUACGAGAAUUCAUGUACAUACAUUAGCGUAUCAAGCUAUAUUUACCAUGAAAGGUUCUAUAUGGAAAAACACGAUGGCUGCAGCUGCUAAAGCAUCACUGACAGCACACAGGCAUGUGUGUGCAACGAGUCAUGUUGAUAUACGGAAAGCUGCGUUGAUUUUAGAUGAUAGUUUUUCAACAUCUAUUGUUCAAGGUACUCGGAUAGCACUGGACAUUGACAAACCAGUCUCCUGCUGGGACGAAGUAUUGAAAGUAGUAAACGAAGAUAUUCCUGUUCAAGUGUGCGUGGCGCCAGUAUUAAUCUGCACCGUGGCGGCGCAAACUGCUGGCGGUGGAGAUAAUAUUUCAAGCGCGGGUCUUGUCCUGCAAAUCUAAAGUACUUUUUAAUUUUUUGGUAAAAGUUGAUAAAAAUUUGCACAA